UCGUUAUGACUGACUCAGUCACUUCGGCCGGUAACUGUACACACAUGCCGCCCUAUAUGAAUCACGGUCCAUGUAGAGGCGCCCGUCACAGCUGGAAGAGGUAGAACUAACACCCUGACUUCUUGCUGAAGUACCAGAAAGGUAAAGAUUGAAUUCAACGUUGGAACUGCACCACUAACUUCGUAUCAUCACAUGCAGGACAGCAUUGAUUACUCACCCAACUUGUGUCCGAAGAUCCUCUAUGGUAUGCUACGAGAUCCGAGAGUGAGCUUCAAAACGUCAUCAGCAAGCUUAACGGUCAUCAGGGUGCUCGGUCUCAUUGUUCGAUUUCCUGUGGAGGCCUUGUUUCGAUGGAUCCGUCUGCUUUCAUUAUCGACGAUGAAGAAUUCAUGAGCGAAAUCAUCACAAUCCUCAACAGCUUCGAUAAUGACUACCUUGUCCUGUUACCUGAAGACACAGCUUCGAUCGAGAGACUGUCCCAAGUCGACUCGGAGUCUUUUGUAUCGAUGACAGCUCCUGAGCGUGAACGAGAAGAGAAAUCGAGUUUUUCUGGAACCCAAGGCCAAGGUGCACUCGCUGUUAACGAACAACUUGAGCCGGAUACCAUUGAGAAACGGUCGCCAACAAUUCGUGGGCGAAGUCGCGGCCGCUUUCGCAUUCGUGAGCAGUUAAUUCAACUCCGCGCGGUGGUGAAGAAAAUGGAGAAUCAUCUUGAAACGUUGAAGAAUCCUCCUGAAUCGUUGCAUUUUGAUUCGUGCGACGACAACCAAUCGAUCAUGGCAAGGAGUGAAAAGCAAGCGAAGGUGAACACUGUGUGGAGAAGCAUCGCAAUGGAGCAAUUUCGAGCUCGUCGCAAGGCUGAAGUGCAUAACGCACAACUUCGAGAGAACUUGUGGGCCAGUAUUCAAUUGUCAGAGCAAGUGAAGAAGUUACUACAGGACCAGCAAGCGCAUUCUGCAAUCUCUUGCUGAUGACCCAUAAGGGGAGGGGGAGGAAGCACAAAUGGUUAUCGACACCCUUGUCUGGACUAUCUUGGCUGUGACUUUACAUGUUAGUUCAGUAGUAUCUCAGAGUUGAAGGUACGGUGGGUACAGAUUACACUUCAGGUAAGGUCGGAAAUGAACUAGACUUGCUUCUUCGUCACGUGUAGUCAAUCCACCACGAGUGAAGUUACUUUGUAUCUGAUUGAGAAUCCACUUCAGUUCAUUUGACAAGUACAAAGCG
Phytophthora nicotianae INRA-310 is the source of this 1224-nucleotide messenger RNA. RefSeq lists its product as hypothetical. The transcript is spliced from 2 exons. Bases 351 to 971 code for a protein of 206 amino acids. The record is from RefSeq and is a predicted model, not a curated record. Lineage: Eukaryota; Oomycota; Peronosporomycetes; Peronosporales; Peronosporaceae.